Naegleria gruberi is the source of this 441-nucleotide messenger RNA. RefSeq lists its product as uncharacterized. The coding region runs from base 1 to 441 and encodes 146 amino acids. The transcript has a single exon. The record is from RefSeq and is a predicted model, not a curated record. NCBI's taxonomy places the organism in Eukaryota, Heterolobosea, Eutetramitea, Acrasida, Naegleriidae.
AUGGGAAGAACCAAGCAAAGAGCCCGCAAAAACAUGGGAAAAGGAUGGUCCCAGAAACUCAAAGAGAAGGAACUAGCUGCUAAGGGUGGUGGCGGUGCAAGUAAUAAUAAUACAACUGAAGAAGAAGUUCAACCAUCAUCAUCGGAACAACAAUUAAAUAAUAAUAAUAUUAAUAAUAAUAAUACAUCAUCAACACCUCAACAACAUGAUGUUGAUAAUAAGAAGAAGAGAAAGGGAACAGAAAACAAGAAACAAAAUAAGCAGAAGAAGAAAAAGAUGGACGCCAAAAAGCAAGAUCUUAAAAAGGAAAAUAAAGCAGCUGAUGAGAAGAAGGAAGUAAAGGAAGUAAAGGAAGAUGGAGAACAGGUUGAAAUUAAAACAACAAGUACAGAUGGAAAAACUAAGGAUGAAGAAAAACAAGAACCUGAAAGUACAGAGUAA